GUUUUUUUUUAUUUAGAGCAAAUAUCGUUUAGUGUACAGUUCAUCAACUUAGUUAUUCUAACAAUGUCUGUCCGGCGAAACGUUCUUAACGUGGUUAGGAACUACUCUGAUGCGGAGAUAAAAGUCAGAGAAGCGACCUCAAACGACCCGUGGGGACCCUCAAGCUCCCUAAUGUCCGAGAUCUCAGACAUGACGUACAAUGUCGUCCAAUUUUCUGAAAUUAUGACAAUGAUUUGGAAGCGAGUAAACGACCACGGCAAGAACUGGCGUCAUGUGUACAAGUCACUUGUUCUGCUUGAUUAUCUGAUUAAAACUGGUUCGGAACGUGUUGCCCAGCAGUGUAAAGAGAACAUAUUUGCCAUUCAAACAUUGAAAGAUUUCCAGUUUAUUGAUCGUGAUGUUAAAGACCAGGGAUCCAAUGUGAGAGAGAAAUCCAAACAACUCGUAAACCUUUUAAAAGAUGACGAAAGGUUAAAAACCGAGCGAGAACGAGCCAUGAAAGCUAAAGAGAGGUUUGCACAGGCCACCACUGGCAUAGGAAGCAAUCACAAGGUUGUCUAUGGUCACGGUAGCAGCACUCCAAAACAACGAGGCACUCCAGAAUUCCAGCCAAGCAACAGCAACCGAAACGCCGCUAAACUAGGUUUAGAUAUAGAACAGGCUCGACCACAAACUGCUGGAGAAGAAGAACUACAGCUUCAGAUCGCCCUCUCCAUGAGUAAAGAGGAAGCAGAAACUGACAAAAAGAAAGCUGAAAGUGAUAAUGUCAGGUUAGAGUUGGCUUUGUCCGAGAGCGUUAAAAAAAACGACACCCCUGCUCCCAAGUCCAACCUUGUAGACCUUACAGCGGCCGCUCAGUCACUCAAGGACCCUUGGGGAGGUUCACCAGAGACUGCACGCGCUGCCCCAGUUGAUCCAUUCGCGUCAAUAAACAACCAACCAAGCUCAACAGAUCCAUGGGCGAUACCAACAAAUGCUCCUGCAGUUAACGUUGCACCUGCUGCUGAUCCAUGGGCGCUUGGUGCAACCAAUACACAGCAGAGUGAUCCAUGGGCUAACCCACCUCAAACUAAAAUUGAUCAAUCUGCAUCUUUUGAUCCUUUUGCAUCCUUGGACACCUCCACCUCUACUGCUCCUGUGGGAGGUGUAAAAGUCUUUGAUCCGAUGUCGAUGCCAAUUUCAACCUCCAACCAACCAUUUGAUUUCACAUCACUUGACAACUCCCUCCAAACCAACCCCACCACAUCAACAACUGAGCCAAUUAAACCAAAGAAAAGUGCCAUGGAUUUCUUAGGGGGCGCAUCUGACCUCGUAAACCUUGACAGCCUCGUUACUCGCCCCCCCACGCAACAACAACCCGUGAAUCCAUUUUUGUCCUCAACUUCACCUUACCAUCAACCAGCGCAGGUUUCGCCAUCUUUAAACCAGAUGAAAGGUUUAAAUGGAACUCCAGGCCCUGCUAUGGGUACAACGAUCAUGCCACAAACGAUACCUGUAGCCAACAUGAUGCCAAUGCAAAGCCAACCUGCAGUAAACCCCUAUGGUUACCCCUCAGUUGCCCCACCUUCGUAUGGUAUGCCAGUCAUGAGUGGUGGUAUGCCUAUGAACCCAGGGAUGAUGGGAAUGCAGCAACAGCCUGGCAUGAUGGCUGGUAUUCCAAACACUAUGCCUGCAAGUGGGGCAGUGGGUAUGCAGUCGAGCAACAACCCAUUCCUGUGAUGAUUUUGAGCAAAACGCUCCUUGCAGCAGUGCAAUUUAUCCCAAUUCAAUUUGCUAAUAACUGCCUACUAGAUCCGAACAAGAAACCAAAAAGAAAAAUAUGGCUUCACAGUUAAACAUGUCAAAUAUAUGAUAUAUAUUGGUGCAAAGUAUAAAGUGGAUUGAUCUUACUUCAAACUGUGAUUUUUAAAAUAUUGUAAAAAAUUUAAAACUUCUGCAAACUAUUAAAAAUGUGUAGAAAGCUUCUUAUUAAUAUGAAAAAUAUAAAGUACUUUUGACAUCAAACUGGUUAAAAUUUGUGGGUAUAAGUUUGUAACCUGGUCCCACACCUACUAUUUCUUCAUAGUUUGGAUUCAACAGCAUAUUAUAUUACUUUCAUUACAUUACAAAUGUUUAUACUUACAUCUAUCUUUCCAUUUUUACAUAAACCAGUCAAGCAGAAGCACGCAAACACUUUCUACAUCAUUUCAAAUCAAGCUGCAAACAUCAGAAACAGCUGUGACCAUAAACAUAUUCUUAUCGCUGCUAAGCUGUCUUUAUGAUAAGGCAUGUCUGUUUCUGCAGCACAGACCAGAUGUGAAUACUCUUGUCUGCAGUUCUUUAUAUUGAAUGUAUAUUUUUUCAUUUUUAGACCACAUUGUCAGUUAUUUCAGUUUAGAUUGUUUUGUAAAUAGCGUGUAAAUUACUUGUUGCAUCUUUUCUUAAAGUGUAUCUGGCCCCUGCGCAGACACUUACCCAGUAUUAAAGUGUAUGGUGAAUUUGUACAGCACUCUGCACUAUCCCUUAACUCAUACUCAUCUCUUGGAAAAAUUAAAAUAUCGUAAGUUUUUUUGGGGUGUCAGAAAUGUGCGUUGUGGCCAUGAUUAAUCUAAUUGUCGUUUGUACAGAAUUUGCAGUUUAUCUCUUCUAUUUAUUACCAUAUUUGUGUGACUAUAUUAAUUUUAACUCCUUUUAUAUAAUUAGUAUGUUGAUCGUUUUCGUUUUACAAUAGAUCUAGAAAAGAAACAAUAUCUCUGCAUGCAUUACAAAACUAUCAUAAGAUCCAAACUUUAUCCAAACUUUUCUAUCAUAAAUCUCAUAUCACUGUUAAAACUGAUGUUAAAUUUAAUUUCAAGUGCAGAUACAAAGAUAACGAUGGUGUAAUGGUGUAAUUCAACUCCCAAAAUACUUUGAUAGUACCAGAUCUAAACGACUUUAUCCAUAAAUGACAUUUUUCCCGCAGUUAAACUUAUUCACUGUACAAUACCUCGAUUUAUAUGCCACCAACUGGUUUCUUAUACAGGCAAAGUUAAACAUAUGACACUCGCUUCGCUGUCGUAGGUUUGUAACCCGUCAUCAGAAUCAUACCAAUAAAACAUAUCCUGUUUUCA
Molecule: messenger RNA, 3089 nt
Organism: Ciona intestinalis (vase tunicate)
Lineage: Eukaryota; Metazoa; Chordata; Ascidiacea; Phlebobranchia; Cionidae
Product: epsin-2
Biological process (GO): endocytosis
Cellular component (GO): endosome; plasma membrane; clathrin vesicle coat
Molecular function (GO): clathrin binding; phospholipid binding
Source: RefSeq, a predicted model, not a curated record